AUGACUGCAGCCAAACUAGCAAGCACUCCAAUGGAUGUAAAUGUCAAGUUGACAUCCAAACAGUAUGAUGAACAUGUGAACAAGAGUCAAGAGGAAUCAGAUGAUCCCCUGACAAAUCAAUCAGCAUAUCAAAGGCUUAUAGGUAAGCUACUAUAUCUCAAUAUGACAAGGCCAGAUAUAUUCUUUAGCACUCAGACAUUGAGUCAAUUCCUAAAUCAACCAAAAAAUUCUCACAUGGAUGCUGCACUAAGAGUAGUCAGGUAUCUAAAGAGACAACCUGGACAGGGCAUACUACUCUCAAGCCACUCAGACAACCAGGUUAGUGGUUAUUGUGAUGCAGAUUGGGCUGCUUGCCCUCUAAUCAGAAAAUCAGUCACUGGAUACAUGAUAAAGAUUGGAGAGUCAGUGAUAUCAUGGAAGGCCAAGAAGCAGUCCACAGUGUCAAGAAGAUCAGCUGAAUCUGAAUACAGAAGCAUGGCCUCAACUGUGUCAGAGUUAGUUUGGCUGCUAGGAUUGUUGAAAGAAGUAGAAGCUGAAGUAGAGAUGCCAGUGCAGGUGUAUAAUGAUAGCAAAGCUGCAAUCUAG
Solanum dulcamara is the source of this 585-nucleotide messenger RNA. RefSeq lists its product as uncharacterized. The record is from RefSeq and is a predicted model, not a curated record. Bases 1 to 585 code for a protein of 194 amino acids. NCBI's taxonomy places the organism in Eukaryota, Viridiplantae, Streptophyta, Magnoliopsida, Solanales, Solanaceae. The transcript has a single exon.